Phlebotomus argentipes is the source of this 2280-nucleotide messenger RNA. RefSeq lists its product as uncharacterized. Bases 1 to 2280 code for a protein of 759 amino acids. Lineage: Eukaryota; Metazoa; Arthropoda; Insecta; Diptera; Psychodidae. The record is from RefSeq and is a predicted model, not a curated record. The transcript has 2 exons.
AUGUCGAAUCCCAAUGCAGCUGCUGGACAAGUGGAUCCACUCAAGCAGAUCACUGACUUUCUGGCGGCUCAGCAGCAGACGUUGAACUAUUUGCUGAACAGAUCUCAUGACCAUGAAGGCCUCAUCGAUACUUUGGCGGCAACAUGCACGACCUUCUCGUUUGACCCCGAGAACGGUGUCACCUUUGAGGAUUGGUAUCGUCGUCACGAAGACAUUAUCAAAGUUGACGGUGAAGUUCUCAGUGAUUCCGCCAAAGUCCGUCUUCUAUUGAGGAAAUUGGACUCAGUGUCGUUCGCGCGGUAUUCCAAAUUCAUCUUGCCAAAGAAUACUCGCGACCUGAAGUUCGAUGAGACGGUCAAGAUCCUCUCGGACAUCUUCACGGCACCAGUGUCGAUCUUUUCAAAGCGCUGGAAGUGUCUUCAAGUGGAAAUGAAGGAGACAGAGGACUUCAUUGACUACAUGGGUCGCGUUAAUCAGCUGUGCGAGGAUUUCCAAUUCAACACCCUCAAGCUCGACUCAUUCAAAGCGCUAAUUUUUGUGCUGGGCCUCAAAAACCCGCGAUUCGCCGAAGUUCGAACGCGGUUGCUCCACAAAUUCGACACCAAGGUGGAAGGCAUCGAUCUCGCGUUUCUUCUUGAGGAGGCUAAACGUUUCACCAACCUGAAGAAAGACGCAGCGCUUGUGGGCUUUUCUGAGCACACAUUCGAGCCACCAACAGCCACAGCGAAGGUCGUGAAGAAGCAUUUCAAGCCAAAGCCCAAUCGAAAGCAAUUCAACACUCAAAACUCUGCUCCAUCGCACUCAAAAGACUCUAACGAUAAAGAUCGACCAAGAUCUCCUUGCUGGUUCUGUGGAAACAUGCAUUACUCGAGGGAUUGCACAUACAAACAGCACAAGUGCACUUCCUGCAAUUCCGUUGGCCACAAAGACGGAUAUUGCCUCAGCGCAAGUAAGGCCAGGAAGUCAACCAGAUCAAAUGUUGUCCAUAUCGCCAACUGUGCCACAAGUGAGACACGGCGUUUCAUCGACGUCUCAAUCAACCAUCACGAUGUCUCACUGCAGUACGACACAGCCAGCGACCUGACCAUCAUCUCACACAAGAUAUGGAAGGAAAUUGGAUCUCCUGCUCUCACCAACACGCAGAUCAGGGUCAAGGAUGCUCAACUCAACGUCAUGAGUAUUCUUGGGGAGUUUGAAUGCACAAUCAAACUCAACGGCGCCACACACACAGGAAGAUGUUUCGUCUCAGGGUCCAAUAGCAACCUUUUCGGCAUCGAGUGGAUUCAGCUUUUUGAUCUUUGGUCAAAGCCAGCUGAUUCUUUUUGUCGGAACGUCUCAGUUGCUCCAAUCGACAAGGCGAGACUCAUCCAGCAGCUCAAGGAGGAGUUCAAAAACGUCUUCGAUGAUGGACUGGGACUCUGCACCAAGACGACCGCCACACUUCAGCUCAAGGAAGGGGCCAAGCCAAUCUUCAGGGCCGAAAGACCAGUUCCUUAUCACGUCAUGGACUUGGUCGAGUGUGAGCUGCAGCGUCUUGAGGACAAAGGCAUCAUCAAACCAGUGACUUCUUCCGAGUGGGCUGCCCCAAUUGUGGUCGCAAGAAAGGCAAACGGCUCUGUGAGAAUCUGCGGCGACUAUUCAACGGGUCUCAACAGCGCGUUGGAAGACAACAAAUAUCCAAUCCCAACGCCUGACGACAUCUUCCAGAAGCUGGCAUCUGGUAAGAUAUUCAGCAAUAUCGAUCUGUCCGAUGCCUAUUUACAGAUCCCCGUUGAUGAGGACUCACAGAAGCUCUUGACCAUUCACACACACCGUAGUCUUUAUCAUUUCACACGCCUUGCACCUGGCGUAUCAGUCGCCCCAGGACAAUUCCAGGCCAUUGUCGAGGGAAUGCUGGCAGGCAUAGACAAUGUCGCAGUUUACUUUGAUGACAUCUGCGUCUCAGGUCCAGACAUCACGUCGCACAUCGCCACAGUCAGAAGAGUGCUUCAACGCCUUGAAGAGUAUGGUUUCCACAUCAAGCUGGAGAAGUGCAACUUUUUCCAGGCACAAGUCAAGUACUUGGGCCAUAUUCUGGACUCUCAAGGACUGAGACCCGAUCCUGCGAAAGUCGCGGCCAUCACGAACAUGCCACCACCUCAGGAUGUUGGUGCCCACCCAUUUUGGCCCUUCGAGGCAACGCCGACCAAUUUGCGAAGGCGUCCACCAGCUUUUGCGGUGACCAAGUGCAGUCCACGCCGCCAUUCAGCUCUGCCGUAUCAAUCUUCACACGCCAAGUAA